GUUGUUGCUGCGCCACUUUAACGUCGAGCGUGUGUGCGUGUGGAUCAACGAAGGAAGCCACCAAGUCAGCCAGCCAGCCAAUUGACAGUUGCACCGCCAGCGCAAUUGCAACGUUCUGCUGAUCGAUCGCUCGACAUUGGUUAGAGCAAGCCAGUCGCUGUUAACUGUUAGAAAGAGAGCGCACGCGCAUCUACAUUGACCGCCUUGUUUUAGCCUAGUUAGUCGCUGUUGCGGCCAUAUCAGCGUGUGCGUAAGUGGACCGCGAUUGCGCGCUUAACACUGCUGCUGGCAUUUUUAUGAUGGCCUAUUGAAAUCGGAAUCGUCAGUCAAAAGCGCGCGCACCGCUCGGACUAAGCGGCUACGGCAAAAAAAAAUAUAAAAAAAAGAAAAUCUAACCCACUCAACAUUAUGAACAUGUUGCCACAAAGGCGCCAAUUUUGUCAAGUGUAUCGCGAUAAAAUACAACAACAAUUAGUUGAAUUAGUUAAACAAAUUAAAUGCUAAACAACUUCUAAUAAAUCAAUGCAGUGCCCCCCAAGUGACGUGUCGCGUUAUUUUGUUAUUAAUUUAUUGCACACAAAUUAUGAAGUGAUUGCGCAUUAAAAAUCGAUUCACGUGCAAAUAAUUGCAGGCAGCUUAAAAAUUAAUUAAUUCAUUGUGGAAAUAGCACAAAAACAAAUUAAUAACAAACAAAGCAGAGCAGAGCAGAGGAGCGCAGCGCGAGUUUCCAUUUUCUAUUAUUUUUUUUUUCUUGUUGCUAUAAUUUUCGUGCUUUGCUUGGCUUACACGCAAACAAAUACAAAUACAAAUACACAAGCACUACACAAGGCUUAAUUAUGAGCAAUUAUAAUCCAAAUUGUGGUUACUUUGAGGAUUGCAGCUAUUACACAAAUAAUGCAUAUCAACAGGAUUAUUGCAUGCAACCGGAUUAUGAAUACAAACAACAUGUCUACGAUUUGUUUGAUGCCAAGGUGCCAUCCUCGCAGCGCUCUGGCUUUCAUAUAUCCGACAUACUCAAUCUGGAGGGCUCCGAGCUAAAGAGCGCCGCCGCCGUUGCCGCCGCGGCUGCCCAUCAUACCCACAGCCAUCACAGCACAGAGCUGGAGUCCAGCAAUGGGCAUGUGCACGCCGUUGCGCCCGCUGCUCUGUCGCCCACGCCCAAUGCCACGCUGCCGCCCACUGCGGCCAGCGCUGAGCAGCACAUAACGCCCGUUGGCGAGCAUCAGACUACAGCGCAUUUGCCACAUGAGCAGCAGCAGCAGCAGCAGCAACAUCACCAGCAGCAGCAGCAACUGCAUCAGCAACAUCAGCUGCAUGCGCAUCACCAGCAUCAGCCAUUGUCGCAUCAUCAGAGCGCUGCACUGGCGCAGCCGCCACAUGUGGGCGCGCAUGCUCAGGCCGCUGCUCAUCUGCUGGUCAGUCACAAUGCAGUUGCUGCUGCAGCUGUCGCCGCUGGACAAUAUUUGCCCAAAAGCUUUGCCGGCAGCUUUGGCGAUGAGAUGUCCUCCUAUCAUCACAUGGCGCAGACAAUGCUCUCGCACACAGGACGCUCGCCCUGGAUCAAGGAGAACGAGCUAUACGGCACACAGCAGCCCGCCAGCCCGGACAGCACCUCGCCACUGACCUCAGAGCGCAGCUACACCUACAUAGGCUCCAAUUGCCAAACAUCGCCGGCGCUCUCGGGCGACUACAAGAGCUACAGUCGCUCAGCCGACAGCGAUGCGCUUUCCGUAGGCGAUGCGCUCCAUACGCUGCAUGCUGGCGCCGCAGCAGCAGCAGCAGCUGGUGGCACCACUGCGGCGCAUGCUCUGCACAACAAUAACAACAACAAUAAUAAUAACAAUAAUAACAAUAACAAUAGCAUCAAGCAUGAUGCAGGCGGCGGCGGCAGCGCACAUGACGACAGUCUCAAUGAGGACGGCAUCGAGGAGGAUAUUGACGAUAUUGACGAUGUAGAUGGCAGCGGCGGUGCUGGCGGCCUCAAUGCCGACGGCAUGCCCAACAAGAAGCGCAAGCGACGCGUGCUGUUCACCAAAGCGCAAACCUAUGAGCUGGAGCGACGCUUUCGCCAGCAGCGCUAUCUAAGCGCUCCCGAGCGCGAGCAUCUUGCCAGCCUCAUACGCCUGACGCCGACGCAAGUAAAGAUUUGGUUUCAAAAUCAUCGCUACAAGACCAAGCGCGCUCAGAACGAAAAGGGCUACGAGCAUCCAGGACUGCUGCAUGGCCAUGCUACGCAUCCGCAUCAUCCAGCCGCGCUGCCCUCGCCCAGACGCGUAGCUGUGCCCGUGCUGGUGCGCAAUGGCAAGCCCUGCCUAAGCGAUGGCAGCAAGCUCAGCCAGGAUUGCGUCAACACAGCCACCGCCAUGCAAAACGCCGCCGCUCAUCAUCUGGUGGCGCUCAAUGGCGCCGCUGCCUAUCAGCAUGCCGCAGCUGCCGCCGCCGCUGGACUGCAUGCUCACGCUCAUGCCCAUGCGCACGCUCAUCCGCAUGCGCAGCGCGCUGCCUGGUGGCCCUAAUAUUGUUAGACUGCCUGCCAUUUUACGCUGGAGCAGCAGCAGCAGCUUCUGCUCUCGCGCACUUGGACAAGCGACAGGAACUACUUAGAACAGGCUGAGCGACAACUCCCAUGAACACUGGUGCAAUAAUAACUACGGCGUAUACGCUCAGCAAAACUAAAACUAAAUUUGCCAACCACAGCAACAACA
Molecule: messenger RNA, 2705 nt
Organism: Drosophila busckii
Lineage: Eukaryota; Metazoa; Arthropoda; Insecta; Diptera; Drosophilidae
Gene: vnd
Product: homeobox protein vnd
Exons: 3
Coding region: 837-2516 (559 amino acids)
Biological process (GO): cell differentiation; regulation of transcription by RNA polymerase II
Cellular component (GO): nucleus
Molecular function (GO): RNA polymerase II cis-regulatory region sequence-specific DNA binding; DNA-binding transcription factor activity, RNA polymerase II-specific
Source: RefSeq, a predicted model, not a curated record